CACAUGUGGACCUGUGAGGUUAGGACCUGGCUGGAACGAGUCGUCACAGAUAAACUGUGCUAUCAGUUGUACAAAGAGGUAGUGUUAUAGUUGUCACAUAUAUACUGUGAUAUCAGUUGUACAAACAGGUAAUGUUGUAGUUGUCACAUAUAUACUGUGCUAUAAGUUGUACAAAUAGGUAAUGUUAUAGUUGUCACAUAUAUACUGUGCUAUAAGUUGUAAAAAGAGGUAAUGUUGUAGUUGUCACAUAUAUACUGUGCUAUCAGUUGUAAAAAGGGGUAAUGUUGUAGUUUUCACAUAUAUACUGUGCAAUAAUUUGUACAAAGAAGUAAAGUUAUAGUUGUCACAAAGGCGUUUCAUAAUUAUAUAUCUCAUAUCAACAGGUACCAAAAAACAUGUCAUAGUUUCAUGUACAAUAAAAUCACAAAACUAUGUACACCAGGAUCUGGUUUGAGUACGUCCCAGCUUCCGCCUAGUUCUAAUGAGGGAGACCUUUAUGUGACAGACAGCUGUGAUAGUUACCCAGAAUUCAGGUACGAUUAUAAUUCACCUGUUACAUCAACAUACUAGUAAAGAACAUUCUUAUAAUCAAAGUAUAACGUCAAAUUUAAUUAAUAUUUGUUUUUAUGUUGACAGCGUAUUUAGUUGUUACAUUAUUAGUAAUUAAUCCCAAUUCUCUGUGUUGAUAGCGUAUUUAGUUGUUACAUUAUUAGUAAUUAAUCCCAAUUCUCUGUGUUGAUAGCGUAUUUAGUUGUUACAUCAUUAGUAAUUAAUCCCAAUUCUCUGUGUUGAUAGCGUAUUUAGUUGUUACAUUAUUAGUAAUUAAUCCCACUUCUCUGUGUUGAUAGCGUAUUUAGUUGUUACAUUAUUAGUAAUUAAUCCCAUUUCUCUGUGUUGAUAGCGUAUUUAGUUGUUACAUUAUUAGUAAUAAAUCCCAUUUCUCUGUGUUGAUAGCGUAUUUAUUUGUUACAUCAUUAGUAAUUAAACCCAUUUCUCUGUGUUGAUAGCAUAUUUAGUUGUUACAUCAUUAGUAAUUAAUCCUAUUUCUCUGUGUUGAUAGCGUAUUUAGUUGUUACAUCAUUAGUAAUUAAUCCCAUUUCUCUGUGUUGAUAGCGUAUUUAGUUGUUACAUUAUUAGUAAUUAAUCCCAUUUCUCUGUGUUGAAAGCGUAUUUAGUUGUUAUAUUAUUAGUAAUUAAUCCCAAUUAUCUGUGUUGAUAGCGUAUUUAGUUUUUACAUCAUUAGUAAUUAAUCCCAUUUCCCUGUGUUGAUAGCGUAUUUAGUUGUUACAUCAUUAGUAAUUUAUCCCAUUUCUCUGUGUUGAUAGCAUAUUUAGUUGUUACAUUAAUAGUAAUUAAUCCCAUUUCUCUGUGUUGAUAGCGUAUUUAGUUGUUACAUUAUUAGUAAUUAAUCCCAUUUCUCUGUGUUGAUAGCGUAUUUAGUUGUUACAUCAUUAGUAAUUAAUCCCAUUUCUCUGUGUUGAUAGCGUAUUUAGUUGUUACAUUAUUAAUAAUUAAUCCCAUUUCUCUGUGUUGAUAGCGUAUUUAGUUGUUACGUCAUUAGUAAUUAAUCCCAUUUCUCUGUGUUGAUAGCGUAUUUAGUUGUUACAUCAUUAGUAAUUAAUCCCAUUUCUCUGUGUUGAUAGCAUAUUUAGUUGUUACAUUAUUAGUAAUUAAUCCCAUUUCUCUGUGUUGAUAGCGUAUUUAUUUGUUACAUCAUUAGUAAUUAAUCCCAUUUCUCUGUGUUGAUAGCAUAUUUAGUUGUUACAUCAUUAGUAAUUAAUCCCAUUUCUCUGUGUUGAUAGCAUAUUUAGUUGUUACAUUAUUAGUAAUUAAUCCCAUUUCUCUGUGUUGAUAGCAUAUUUAGUUGUUACAUUACUAGUAAUUAAUCCCAUUUCUCUGUGUUGAUAGCAUAUUUAGUUGUUACAUUAUUAGUAAUUAAUUCCAUUUCUCUGUGUUGAUAGCGUAUUUAGUUGUUACAUCAUUAGUAAUUAAUCCCAUUUCUCUGUGUUGAUAGCGUAUUUAGUUGUUACGUCAUUAGUAAUUAAUCCCAAUUCUCUGUGUUGAUAGCGUAUUUAGUUGUUACAUUAUUAGUAAUUAAUCCCAUUUCUCUGUGUUGAUAGCGUAUUUAGUUGUUACAUCAUUAGUAAUUAAUCCCAUUUCUCUGUGUUGAUAGCGUAUUUAGUUGUUACAUUAUUAGUAAUUAAUCCCAUUUCUCUGUGUUGAUAGCGUAUUUAUUUGUUACAUCAUUAGUAAUUAAUCCCAUUUCUCUGUGUUGAUAGCAUAUUUAGUUGUUACAUUAUUAGUAAUUAAUCCCAUUUCUCUGUGUUGAUAGCAUAUUUAGUUGUUAAAUUACUAGUAAUUAAUCCCAUUUCUCUGUGUUGAUAGCAUAUUUAGUUGUUACAUUAUUAGUAAUUAAUUCCAUUUCUCUGUGUUGAUAGCGUAUUUAGUUGUUACAUCAUUAGUUAAACUUUAAUAUUAUUAUUAUUAAAAGCGUUUACCCAAUACCGAUGCAUUUUUUAUUAUUAAUAUUUUGAUCACAGCCCCAAAAGAAAAAGACACGCCUAUGUCAAAGUUAUCUUGCUCAACCAUUUCCUUCAGACGGUUUGAACACAGUCCCUCACAUUUUAAUCAUUAGCUUUUUAUAUGAAUGUCAUAAUUAAAUCCUGAUGGUAUUAUUUUAAAAAAUGCAUCGAUUAUGGCAUCAUUUUAAUGUAUCAUUCAAUAUGUUACUUAUAAAAAUUUAAAAAAACUAAAUGUUCCAGCUAUAAAAGCUGAAAAUUGUUCUAGUGGCCUAGUUGUAGGGUCUGAAUGGCCAGGUUGGAGAGUUUUGCGACCAAGCUUGAGAGUCUGGUAGCCCAGUUGGGGAGUCUGGUGGCUCGUGUGGAGAGUCUGGUGGCCCGUGUGGGGAGUCUGGUGGCCCAGUUGGGGAGUCUGGUGGCCCGUGUGGGGAGUUUGGUCGACAAAUCUCUAUUUUUUUCACACCGUUAAAAUCCCUUAUUCCUGUUGAUUUAAAAAACAAAUUAAAUCUUUCGAAUGAUCUCGGUUUGAGCUUAGUCCAAAAUAUGUCAUUUAAAGGUUGGCCCUUUUCAUUUUCUUCAUGUUAAAAUUAAAGUUUAUCUUUGAAAGCUUUAACUCGUUCUGUAAGUGGCCAAAGUUAUAACUUAAAAUAAGCCCUUUUAAAGGCAGUUAAUUAAAUAGCCAGGUAAAUUUAAAACAUGUUAAAAGGUUAAGAUAACACCGUAUCAAUAAGUUGCCAAAGUUAUCGCUUAAAGGGGACCAUUUAAUAAUCCUUUACAUAAAUUUCCCAAGAAACAUUAUAAUUAGUAAAUUGGUUUAUGGGCCUCAGUGUUAAGAGUUGUAAUAAUAUUUUGGAGUCCUAUAGACAACCUAAGUUGAAAACAUUGACAUUGACUUUGCUAUUUCUUAGAAAAUAUAAAUAUCAACUUUGGGAAACGUCAAGUCUAUAAUAUGUCCAACAUAUCAAAAUUGGAAAAUGUCAGCACCAUAAGUCCAAUAAAUAAACUUUUACAAAUGUCAGCAGUAAAUGUCCAAUUGAUCAACUUUUAAAAAUGUCAGCAGUAAAUGUCCAAUUGAUCAACUUUUAAAAAUGUCAGCAGUAAAUGUCCAAUUGAUCAACUUUUAAAAAUUUCAGCAGUAAAUGUCCAAUUGAUCAACUGUUGAAAAUGUCAGCACCAUAAGUCCAACAAAUAAACUAUUGAAAAUGUCAGCACUAAAUGUUAAUUUGAUCAACUGUUGAAAAUGUCAGCAGUAAAUGUUCAAUUGAUCAACUGUUGAAAAUGUCAAUAAUCUAUGUCAUAUACAUCCAUUUUUUUAAAAUGUGAGCACUAUUUGUACAAUAAAUUAAAUUUAGUAAGUGUCAGCACUAUAUGUUCAAUCAAUUAAUAAGACACGAACAAUAGAUCAAUUUUGAACAAAAAAAUCUCAGCACUAUAUUUCCAAUGGAUUCAAUUAUUAUUUAAGUGUCAGCACUAAAUGUCCAAUAUUUUUUUUGUGUCUAGAAUGAAAUUUAAAAAAAUACUAUUUAUUUUGCUAUAUUUUAAAAGUAAAUAAGUAAAUUUAAAGUAAGUUUUUUUAAACACUAUUGAUCGGUGGAAGAGCUGGGGGAAUAUACCCACCAGUUUUUACUUGUAGAAGUGCCCCAUCAAAACACUUUAGCCAACACUUUGGAACACCCUUCCUGUCGCUAUCAGAAACAGACAGACACUGGAAUCUCCCAAAACCAAUUUUAAAACAAUCUACUUUGCAAACAUCAUCUGGGGUGAUGCUGUCUACCAUCUUUUCCAGCUAGCUAUUAUCUCCUAGAUGUAUAGUGGCUUGUGUUGUUUAUAGUUGAAUGGGAUGAAAGAUUUUGAAUGGCUUUGGCUCGUUUUUUGUUUUUGUAGUGUUGCGUGUUGUGUUUUAAUGUGGUCAAAUAAAGAUUGUUUCAUUUCUCUUUUAAUAUGGUGGACUUUGUACCGUGCUUUGAGCUUUUGGGGAUGAAACGUGAUUUUUUAACAAAAAUAAACUUUAUUAUUAUUAUUUAUAAAAUAGGUGCCCUAUCAAAAUACUUAAGAUUAACAUGGCUGACGUCACAAAGUUACCUAUCAGUUAAGUCAAGCAAUGGGCCAUAACCUUUAGACCUACCAGUUUUUACUCGUAAAAGUGCCCCAUCAAAAUACUUUAGCCAAAUAUUAAGGUAGCGUUUCACAUAAUUUGUAAAUUGUUCAGUUGGCACGGUCAAAAAUGUGCCCAAAUUAUCACUGAAAAAGGAAAGGGGGUGUGGGGGAGUGCAGAAAACAAUUAAAAUUGGUCCCAUUAAAAUUCUUUUUUUACAAACCAAGAAAUUUAUCUUUUUUUUCUACUUUCUACACUGGCCUUAAGAAAAAGGGAUAUAUCAAAUAUUAGAGUGAAUCAUUUAAAGCAAAGCCCUAUCAAAAUAUCCUAACAAUAUUUUAUUUUUAAUCAAUUUGUUUAAUUUUUUUUUUUUACAUCAUCAAAUUCAUUUAUUUAAGUCCAUCUCAUCUUAGACCACAUUUUUUAUAUUUGUGAUCACCAUUACUUUUUUUUUGUAUCAUGAAAGUUUAUUAAACAAUGUUGGCCUUAUGUAUUUCAGUCAAUACUCCUACAACACCUCAACGACAUUCGCUGCAACCUUUAACGUUCCAGUCAACUACACACAAGCUGCAGUCACGUGCAAAUGUCUGGACUCACAUCUUUUCGUGGCCAAAACCGUGGAAAAAUACGCCCUCUUUUCUAAAAUGACCUCUGGGUGCACUUGGAUGGGUCUGGACGACAUCGAAGUGGAGGGUCAAUUCGUGUGGUCAGAUGACCAUCAGCAGAUUGACCAACUGACGAUGCAGACAUUAUCUUUUCAACCAGACAAUGCCGCUGGUCGACAAAACUGCGCCAGGGGCUGCAACGCUUGGCUCGACGACGAUUAUUGCCAUUUGCAAUAUCGAUUUAUUUGUGAGAAAUCAAACUCUCCUUGCUGAGAAGAGAACAAAGAUGUUUGUUAAAUAC
Messenger RNA from Lymnaea stagnalis (great pond snail), 5520 nucleotides. The record is from the annotation of a GenBank genome assembly. NCBI's taxonomy places the organism in Eukaryota, Metazoa, Mollusca, Gastropoda, Lymnaeidae.